Molecule: messenger RNA, 315 nt
Organism: Rotaria socialis
Lineage: Eukaryota; Metazoa; Rotifera; Eurotatoria; Philodinida; Philodinidae
Source: the annotation of a GenBank genome assembly
AUGAACCGUUCGAUAGUUAAUAUUAUGAAUCUACCGGACGAAAUAAUUCUUAUUAUUUGGAAUAAAUUGAAUAAAACUGACGCACUUUAUUCAUUUUUAAAUGUUAAUAGACGAUUCGAUAACUUAAUACGUGAUAAAAUUUAUACUCGUUCUAUUGAAUUGAUAAAACCAAAUUGUCAAGAAGAACAAAAUUGUUCAUUAUCUGAUCAAAUAUUAGAUCGAUUUUGUUUGGAUAUAUUACCUCAAAUACAUUAUAUGAGUGAACAACUUAUUGUUGAAUCAUUUCUUAUGGAACGGGUUUUUUUACACUGGUGA